AUGUGUGAGAUAUUAUUGGUGGCUUUGAAAAACGUUGAACUAGAAACUACAAACUCUGAGCUUGCAAAAACAUGUCAACAUGCAGUGGAAUCAUUGAAGAAUGAUGCAAUAAAAAUAGAUGUUCUGAUAGAAAAGCUAUCAGAAUUUAUACUUAAUUUUGAAGAUGUUAUACUGUUCAAAAAAUAUUUGCCAAAUUUACUUCUGGCAUUGGUUUCGGCGAGAAUUCCACUAACAGUUGUAUUUUCUAAUCAGAAUUAUGAUUUAUGUACAGACUUGGAAAAGACUCGUCAUUUAGAGUAUUCAGUUGUCUUAGGACUUCUUAGUGAUCAUCCUGAUAUUUUGCAGUAUGCACUUAAAUACUUUCAAAUUAAUUCAAUACCUCCAUAUGAUGUUUUCAUUCAUCAUGAAGACUCCUACAAUGUGGCACCAAAGAAGAGACGAUUACUUGACUUGAGACAAAAGAUUACCGAUCACCAUAUAGUAAAUUGUUGUUAUGCUUUACUGUCAAAGUUACCGAAUGAGCUAUCAUCAAAAUGGGAUUGGACAAAGUUCAUAAUAAAUUUUAGUAGCCAUGAAGAUAUGAAAAUAAGAUGGAUGGUUAAAGAAUGUAUGGUUAUUCUAACUAACAUGACAGAGGUCCAAUCACAUUUGCUAACCGAAAACCUUAAAUUGAAUGAGGAAGAUGAUCUUAAAAACAUUCCAUACUCUAAGGAUAUAUACAUAAUGAAUGGUACUGAUGAAGAAUUAAAUGUAAAUACAAGUAAUGUUGUACAUAUCAAUGGUAUAAUGUUACCUGUUUAUGAUAAAACCAAUAUACAACCCGGAAAGCUAGUUCAAGUUAAAAGUACUGUGAAUAAUUUAAGGAGUUUAGCUCUUGCUGUAGCUUCAGGUCAAGCCUUAUCACUUAUGGGUCCCGUGGGUUCCGGUAAGACAUGUCUAGUUGAACACUUGGCAGCCAUCACUGGUCGGAAAGGAAUUGCCUUUAAGAAGGUGCAACUUGGAGAUCAGACUGAUUCAAGAAUGUUGCUAGGGUCCCAUCAAUGUACAGAUGUUCCUGGAGAAUUUAUAUGGGCACCAGGGGUAUUAACUGAGGCUGUUCAAAAUGGGCACUGGUUAUUGUUAGAAGAUAUAGAUUGUGCUGCAUUAGAUGUAGCAUCUACAUUAAGUUCUUUGUUGGAACGGAAUACAUUGUGUGUGCCUGGGUAUAGAGAUUCCUUGCCGGUCACACCUGGUUUUCAACUAUUUGUUACACAGAGGACCAUGGUUACAAAUUAUGGAUUUCAAAAGAAGAUGUCAAAUUCAAGCACACUGUUACAAAAACAUUUGACCCAAAUCAACGUUGAGCCUUUAUCGAGGAAUGAGCUAGCUGAAAUUAUACAAACUAAGUAUCCAAAUUUGUCAACAAUUUGCUCAAGAAUGAUUGAAGUUUUUAUGAUGUUCUCUGUAGGUAGUCAUGAUACUUCAUUACACGCUACUUCUGGGUCGGAAAAAGAUAGUAACAAUGUUGUGCUUAGAGGUUCACGUCUUAUUUCAACAAGAGAUUUGAUGAAGUGGUGUGCGAGAGCCGUUGUAGAAUUUAAUGUAUCUAGUCCUGAUUCAGCCAUUAAAGUUCUUGAAGAUGCUCUGGAUAUAUUUACGUGUUCUAUAUCCUCGCCAGAAAACCGAUUAGAGUUGGCUAAGAAAGUUGGUACAUGCUUGGGAAUAGUUGAAACCAAAUCGGAGUUCUAUGUAAAACAUUACAAACCUAACGUGUCCCUACAUCCAAAUGUACUGGAAGUAGGAAGAGCCAAAGUACCAAGACUUGAAAAAAGUGUAGAAUCGAUUAAUUUCGAUAAUAAGCAAGUUGUGUUCUCUUUCACCCGUCAAUCUGCUUGUUUAUUAGAAAAGAUAGCCUGUUGUGUCAACUCGAACGAGCCGGUUCUUUUGGUGGGAGAGACAGGAACUGGUAAAACUUCAUCAAUACAAUAUCUAGCAAGACAAACUGGUCAUAAACUCGUUGUGAUCAAUAUGAAUCAACAAUCAGAUUCAGCUGAUUUAUUGGGAGGCUACAAACCGGUUGAUCUAAAAUACGUAAUCAGACCAAUUAAACUAGAAUACAUAAAAAUGUUCAAAGCUUUCUAUAAUGUCGAGAAAAAUAAGAAAUUUAUCAAUCAUAUAGACACCUGCUACGACACUGAAAACUGGACAGCUCUAUUGGCCUUAAUGAAGCAAAGUCAUAAAGCAGCUGUCACUAGAUUAACAAAUGAGAAAAAUCACGACCUGUUAAAAGUAUGGGUGGCGUUUGGGCAUAAACUUACAAAAUUAGAGCAGCAAGUGAAAUCCGCAUCAAGAUUGACGUUUGCGUUCAUAGAAGGCUCAUUGGUUAAAGCAAUGCAACAGGGACAUUGGGUAUUGCUCGAUGAAAUAAACUUGGCUUCAGCUGAAAUAUUGGAAUGUUUAGCGGGUUUGUUGGAAGACAAAAGUGAGAGUAUUGAUUUAUUAGAAAAAGGAGAUAAAGUGCCUAUAAAAAGACACCCUGAUUUCACUUUAUUUGCCUGCAUGAAUCCCGCUACUGAUGUGGGAAAGAAAGAUUUACCCGUCGGCCUAAGGAACAGAUUUACGGAGUUCUUCAUAGAUGAACUUAAAGAAAGAAAUGACUUAAUGCUUCUCAUCGGUGAUUAUUUAUAUCACAUGAAUCUUAGUGGAGCAACUUUAGAAGCUAUUUACACUUUCUAUUCCAGUAUUAAGAAGGAAGCGAAACUUAACCUAGUUGAUGGUGCAGGAAAUGCUCCUCACUACUCAUUGAGAACUCUAUGUAGAGCAUUAACAGCAGCUGCCAGAGCAAAAUGUGGCACCGUGGCCAGAUCACUGUAUGAAGCAUUUUGUCUCUCUUUCCUUACACAACUUGACAGAUCAUCACAUCCUAAAGUAGAGUCCAUGAUUGCCAAAGCCGUUAUCGGAAAGAAGAAUGUCAAUUCAAUUCUCAAGCAACAAAUACCGGAACCAAAAGUUGAUGGUCAAAACUAUUUGCUGUUUGAAGGACAUUGGAUACCACAAGGUAAACUGCCAAUCGACAUCCCAGACGGAUAUAUUUUGACAUCGACUGUACGAAAGAACCUUCGAGAUAUUGCGCGGAUUAUUUCGUUGGGACGUUUGCCUGUUUUACUUCAAGGUGAUACAUCAGUUGGCAAAACUUCGCUCAUAACGUACAUCGCAAAAGCAUCAGGAAAUUAUUGCGUCAGAAUCAAUAAUCAUGAGCACACAGAUCUGCAAGAAUAUAUCGGUUCAUACGCUACAGAUUCUACAGGAAAUUUGGUGUUUAAAGAAGGAGUUUUGGUUGAAGCUAUGAGGAAAGGCUAUUGGAUUAUACUCGAUGAAUUAAAUUUAGCACCUAGUGAUGUUCUUGAAGCGCUAAAUCGAGUCUUAGACGAUAAUAGAGAGUUGUUUAUAGCUGAAACUCAAGAAGUUGUGAAAGCCGAUCCAAACUUCAUGUUAUUCGCUACCCAAAACCCACCAGGAUUGUAUGGAGGACGUAAAAUGCUAUCUAGAGCUUUUAGAAAUCGUUUCGUUGAACUACAUUUUGAUGAAAUACCCAGAGCUGAGUUGGAAACAAUACUGCACCAACGAUGUCAUAUACCGCCUACAUAUUGUAAGAGAAUGAUUGAAGUAAUGGCGGAGCUACAAGUAAGAAGACGUGGCUCGGCAGCUGUUCAGGGAAAAGAUGGUUUUAUUACUCUGAGAGAUUUGUUCAGAUGGGGUCAAAGGUAUAAACAUGCCUCGAAAGAGAUGUUAACUACAGAAAAAUUCUACGAUUGGGAUCAACAUAUAGCCGACGAGGGUUAUCUAAUAUUAGCUGGUAAGGUCCGACAAACAGAUGAAAGAAAUAUUAUUGAAGAAGUUAUAGAAAAACAUAUAAAGAGAAAAGUAAAUCCUGAUAAUUUAUUUAGCUUGCACGAAAAUACAUCUCCGGUAACAAAGUCUAUAUUAGAAAUGAUUCUUGGUAACCAACUAGACGAAUUCUCUCAUAUUGUUUGGACAUUUAACAUGAGAAGACUUGCUGUACUAAUCGCAAAAGCUUUCAUAUUCUCUGAGCCAGUAUUAUUAGUUGGAGAAACAGGCUGUGGAAAAACUACAAUAUGUCAAGUUUUGGCUACAUUGAGUAAGAGGAAUUUAUUAUCAGUUAACUGUCACAUGCACACAGAGAGCUCGGACUUUUUGGGUGGAUUGCGACCAGUCCGGCAAUAUAAUAACGAUGGUAGAUUAUUUGAGUGGGUUGAUGGACCUUUAAUAAAGGCAAUGGAAAAUGGUGACCUGUUUCUGGCCGAUGAAAUUUCGUUAGCAGAUGAUAGUGUUUUAGAAAGACUGAAUUCGUUGCUGGAACCCGAAAGGCAGCUCGUUAUUUCCGAGAGAGGAAUGGAAGAUAGUUCAGACAUCGUUGUUAUAACAGCCGUAUCCAGUUUCCAUUUUAUCGGCACUAUGAAUCCCGGCGGUGAUUUCGGUAAAAAAGAAUUGUCACCUGCACUCCGUAAUCGCUUUACAGAAAUUUGGUGUGAUCGUGUUAGUUCUAAAGAGGACCUGCAAAGAGUGUUAGAAAAAAGUGUUGGGAAAGGAAUCGCUUUAGGCAAUCAGGAAGACGGGAGUUCAGGCAUUGGCAAUUGUAUAUUAGACUUUACAAAUUGGUUGAAAAAUUCAGAAGUGACCAAUAAAUUUCCUUUUAGUAUACGAGAUUUACUAUCAUGGGUCCAAUUUAUUAAUGUGACCGUAUCUAAAGGAUUAUUAGAUGUGCCAGAAGCAUACGUACAUGGUGCUUGUAUGACAUUUUUGGACUGUUUUGGCACAACCCUCACUGGACACAUAGAAUCUGAUACACUACUACUAUUACGUAAAAAUGCUAUAAAUUUUCUGUUAAACCAAAUAAAGACAUUCGGGAACGAGUAUACUGAAAGUUUAAAGGAUACACUUAGUAGCCAAAACGCCAUUUUGAAUUCCGAAAUUAGUAAUAACAAGUUUGGAAUCAAACCAUUUUUUAUUGACUGCGGACCAUAUUCGCGUGACAGCGACAAAACAUUUACAUUUACUGCACCUACCACCGGUUCCAACACACUACGACUACUUCGUGGUUUGCAGUUAAACAAAGCAAUACUUUUGGAAGGGAAUCCAGGGGUAGGCAAAACAAGUUUAGUAACAGCUUUAGCCAAGUCCUCUGGUCAUAAGGUUAUACGCAUUAACUUGAGUGAUCAAACGGACAUCACUGAUCUCUUUGGAACAGAUUUACCUUCUGAAGAUGGAUCCUUUACCUUUAAAGAAGGUGCUUUUCUAAAUGCCCUUCAAAAUGGAGACUGGAUACUUCUAGAUGAGUUAAACUUAGCGCCACAAGCGGUGCUCGAGGGAUUAAACGCUUGUUUGGAUCACAGAGGCGAAGUGUUUAUACCUGAACUUGGAAAAACUUUUAAAGUGAAGAAGGAAACCAAGUUAUUUGCUUGUCAAAAUCCUUUGAAACAGGGUGGAGCCAGAAGAGGAUUGCCUGUUUCAUUCCUUAAUAGAUUCACUCAAGUCUACAUCGAUACGUUAACUAAAGAAGAUCUUCUAUAUAUUGUUAAAUCACAAUUUUCUAAUUUACCCCAAGAUAUAUUGAACAAAAUAGUUGAAUUCAAUUGCAAAGUGGCUCAUGAAAUUUGUGAAAUACAAACUUGGGGUCAUAGAGGCGGACCUUGGGAAAUGAACUUGCGAGAUAUACAAAGAUGGUGUGAAGCACUUGUAAAAGAUUUUGAAGACGGACAAGGAAUUUCUCCAGGGAAAUACGUCGAUAUGUUGUAUGUUAAUCGUAUGCGUACAAUGGAAGACAAACAAAGAAUGAUUCAAGCGUUCGACGAAAUAUUCUGUCCUAUUUAUCGAAGAAGUGAUAGUCACCCUCAGGUAGAUAUCAAAGAGGACGAAAUUAUUAUAGGAGAUGUCAUGAUAAAGAGAAACAAAGACAAGGCUUUUAAAAAUAGAAGAACAGUUAAAACCAAUUUGCUGCUGUUAAGAAAUCAGUUGUCAACUUUAAAGGCGCUCGCACAAAACGUGAACAUGAAUUGGUUAUCCAUAUUAGUAGGUCCGACAGCUACUGGGAAGAGUAGCAUUGUUCAAGUAUUAGCAGACUUGACUGGAAAUGAUCUUCACGUAGUCCCAGUUACAUCAGCUAUGGACGUCUCAGACCUUCUUGGUUUCUUUGAGCAAGUCGAUUACAAUCGAAACAUUGAGAAUUUGUAUGAAGAUAUAGAAACCGCAACGAUUCAGGUUGCCAGAGAUAUAUGGAUAAAACAAAACACAGAAGGAUGGAAAUCAAAUAGGUUACUUAGUAAUUUGCAUCAGUACAGAUCGAUUCAAUCCAACUCCACAGAUAAGAAAUUUUCUAGCGACGACAUAGAGCUUUUCAAUAAAAAAAUUAAAUUUCUUCUUAACCAUUGCAAGAAAAUACAGGAAUCUGCUAAAUUCUAUUACGUUUCAACGAACAGUGUUGAAAAAAUUGUGCAUAAUUUAGAAAAAUUACAAAACAGGGUAUCAAAAUUAUCUUCAGUGAAUGCAGGCGGUAAAUUUGAAUGGGUGGAUUCUUUGCUUGUAAAAGCCAUGGUUGAAGGAUCCUGGCUUUUGUUUGAUAACGUGAAUCUAACGUCAUCAGCUGUUUUAGACAGGCUGAAUGGUUUAUUAGAACCGAAUGGCGUCCUUAGUGUUCCAGAGAGAGGUGAGAUAAGUGAAAUUAAACCACAUCCAAACUUCAGGGUAUUCUUUACAAUGGAUCCAAAAUACGGAGAAAUCUCUAGAGCCAUGAGGAACAGAGGUGUAGAAAUUUUCUUAUAUCGACCGGAUGACUUGGAUCUGAGGUUAUCAGAAACAAUGGACUAUCUAGACUUGGUUGCUUUAUUAUCAUCCUGUGGGCUUCCGAAUCAGUAUCAUGACAUAUCCAUAAGAUGUCAUGAGUCCAUGAGUGCUUUUAUUCAAGGAUUAGAAAGACCAACGAUUUCUCAUCUGCUACAAGCCGUUUAUUUAACGUGGCAACAAAUGGUACGUGGGAUUUCAUGCAGGACAGCGUUAUUAAACGGUUUUUCAGAUGUUUAUAUUAAACCAAGAACCGGCGGUGACUUUUCCUCCUCCGUAAACACAUCGUUAGCGGAAAUGAAAAAUAAUAUGUUGAAAGCCUUAGAAUUGGAAUUAAGUUCCGAAAAAUAUGAGCCGAUUGUUAGCAAAGAUGUCAGCCAUACAUUAACAAUAAAAGGUCUCGCGACGUACUCAGCAUAUGAAAUCACAAAGCAAAUUGCUUAUUUAGCAAUAAAACAAGCAAAUGUUGAAAUGUCUGAAAGUACAUUAUAUCCUGUAUUUAGUAUUCUUACAUCAUACCAGAAGUGUCCAUCAGAAUUAUUAGAAACGAUUCAUUUUAUAAUAAAUCAAGGUAUUCAGAAACAUAACAAAAGUUAUCUGAAAUCUUUAUCGUGGGGUUUGAACAAGCAAGCUUAUGAAUAUUUCAAGACGAGAGAAGUUAUGGAUAUGUAUAAGAGAUUUUUCCCAGAGGCAUAUAAAUUAAAUGAAGAUGAUGUUUAUGACCUAAACACAAAUUUUAUUCUACUGUAUAUCCAAUUAAAAGACGUUGAACUAAGCGGUACGUUGAAAAGUACUGGCUUUUCUGCUUUGGAUUAUUCGAAUGCUGUAUCCCAAGGAAAGUUGACAGACGAUUUUGUAGAGUAUCCAAUACUCAAGAAUUGCAAAGUUUAUCUUAAAGUAAUAGAUAAAUAUAUAGAAAAUACAAUUAAAGCGGUUGGACCAUCGUUGACUGAUAAAGCGGUGGGCUCAAUAAUGCAACUACUAAAUUGGAGAGAAAGAUUAAUUAAGAUCACUAGUAUGCCUAUAUUUGAAACAUCGAAAAGUAAAAAGACUCCUAUUUUGAAAGAAGAGAUCAUUCCAUUCUUAAAUGUUCAUAGUAAAUGGGUCCAAAAGUAUUUGCUUGGAGGACUUUUCAAAUUGCUAGGUGGAAAGAAUGUUUCGAAGAAGUUCUUAGUUGAAAUGGAUAAACUGAACUUGAACAUUGCAAAGGAUAAUACGAAUGUUGCAAAAGUUAGCAAAAAACUCAGAAAGUAUUACGGUCAACCAAAGUUGUAUAAAAACCAGGAAGAAUACGAAUUAUGUAUUGCCAGAGAAAAAAUUUACAAUAAAAUGAAUUUGGACAUGCAUGAACCACUCGACCGACAAUUAAGCAACAUAUCUCAAAUUUAUAAACCAGAUAUAUCUUUAGCAUAUGACGUACCAAAUCAAGAAACAAUUGAUGCAAUCGAAGAAAAGCUUUCAUUAUUGACAUCAAAUACUAAGUCAGAAAAAUUGCUAUCAGAAGUGAAACUUCUUCCUAUCAAUGCAUACGUAAUACAGAGAAUUAUAAACUUAUUGCAACCGCAUUUUCUAGAAAUAAUUAACAAGUUCUCCGAUGAGGACUACGAAUUUGAGAAUGAUAUCCGUUUUAACAUUCAAGAAAUUAUGUCUAGUUUAAUUCAUCUAGGAAAAGUAAUCAAAGGAUUUCCACCGGCCUUACUGAAUCAGUUGCAAGUUAUAAGAACAGUUCUUGAAACAAAUAAAGAACUCGAUAAUGGAAUAUCUUCGUUGCCGGUUGGCUUUUGGAUAGAACUGAACAGAAUGCUAGUGAGCUCGCCCGCUACAUAUCCUGUACCGUUUUUAAAGAUUAAUGAUUUCUUAAAUUCAGAGGACCGUAUUCCUUUAAACAGUUCAAGACUCUCUAUGAAUCUCUCCUUAAUGCCAUUCUACCUUCAAAAUCUUACGACAUGUUUGGACGCCACUUCCUCAAAUUCAGUCAUGGCAUAUGAAAGCGUUGCCUUGAAAGACCGUACGGACUAUUCUAUGCAGUUGCAAUCUGUUUUGAAUAUUUUAUGGAAAAACUUCGGUACAUUGGAUUCAACGGCAUUACUGAAAUUGAAAUCGGACGCUAUAUUCGAAAUAAAAAAAUACGAACAGCUUAUUGACUGUCUGUCAUACAUAAUUUCAGAAAAUUAUACAGUAAAUGAGAGUAUUAUAGAUAAUUGUGACGUGAUAACUAGAGAGAUACAAUUAUAUUUUAUAGGAGACACGAAUAUUAUAGACAUGUUGAACAAAGCUAACGAUAUAUAUAAGCAGCUUACAAGUUCUAUCUCAAACGAAAACAAUAUGAGAGAUAAAACGAAAAUAUUCACUGCGGAACUAUCACUGUUGACUAGUCUUCUGUUCCUUAGAAUAAUGGCAGAAAUAAGUCCCAUAGACCACGUAGAAAAGUACAGACUCAAAGUGAAGUAUAUAGAGGAAGAUGUUGAUAUAUUUAAUAAAUUACUGAGCGUGUAUUACCUACAUGGGGUAAUAACGGGUGGUAUCAGUGAAAAUAGGAACAUAGAGAAGGCGUCCGACGUGACGGUGGAUUGUUUUAAACAAGAUAAUAGGGAAAAACUGAAUAAUGUUCAUCCCUACUGCGAAAUUAUAAUGAAUCUCAAAGAAGAAACCGCAUUGAGGGUACAUAAAUACGCCUCAGGGAAUACGUUCCGUCCCAAGGAACCGUCCUACACUAGUUUUAUUAAGGAUUGCAAACACUUUACCAAGUCCGUCCUAUCUGAUAAAUCAGUGAAGACCCUGUAUACCAACCUUUUGUCAACUUGCGGUACAAUGUAUGAUAUUAUACAAAGCGGCACUUACGAGAAAGCACAAAACCAGUUACAAAACGCCCAAACAGUGUUGACGGAAACCACUUCAUGGCUGCAUUCUGUUAAUACGUUUAGCAAAAAAAUUGUCACUUAUUCUGAUGCUUUUCCAGACUUAGCGAAACCCUUACAAAGUUCGCUGUCUCAAAUAAUGUACAGUGUGACGUCAUUAAAGGACCUAAUUCGAGAAUAUAUUGUGAAAAUUGAACAAGGUCCAUUUUUGCCUGAAAUGUUGACAUCUCUUCUAGUAUAUCCCAAUAGUAUACCGUCUUUAGCUUCAAGGGAAAAGCAUCUUAAUAGAUACCUGUCAUCCAACUUUAUGCAGCUCUUAAAUAGGAAUGCUGUAAGUGAUGAUGCGACACAACCUGAACGGGAAUAUCUUGAGGUAUUGAAAAUGAAUCUAUCAGAAUUCAGUAUGCACAGCUUGUCCAUGGAACGAAUUGAUAAAAUUAGUUUGAAAGCUAUACUCACGACACUAAACGCUAUCACAAAAUCAUGGGAGAAACAACGUCAGGAUAUUGAGAAACAAAAACAGGAUGAAGAAGCCUUAUAUGUUACCAAAUCGAAAUGUGAAGACGAAGACGAAGAAGCUCUGGUGCAGGAAGAGAUAAGUGAAAUGUUCCCUUCAUACUCCGACUCCGAUUUCGCUGAGUUCAAACCGCCGACUCUCGAACAGAGGAAAGACAAACCGAGGAAUAUCAAACCCAAACUAUUGUUUUCCCCUGACGAUGUUUCACUAAUAUACAGAUGGCAUUCGAACUUCGUACGGAACCUGACGAACGCGCAAUGGUUAUCCACCCCAAAAAAAUUGGUUGCGAAUGAUGUUGUCACUCCGUUGAUACUGCGUUAUCCAACAUUUAGUCGGGUUAUACAGGGUGCUUGGGAGACGUUAGAUGUAACCUUCGAAGGAAGUAUUUUACCAAGCUUAAUGGUGCUAGUGUCGCAUAUUAAAGACAAAGUCGAUGGAAUUAAUGGAACAGGUUCAAAAGUUGACUUCUACCGGUCACCUUGGAUUUCCGAAACAAGGGAAUGUCUUCCUCUCCUAGAAAGAGUCAAAGAAGCAACAAAUGAAUUAUUGGAUCAAUGGCCAGACUUUCCGACUUUAAAAGAUAUUAUAAUAAUAGUAGACAGAAUAAUCGGUUUUCCGAUUACCAGUCCAGUGUCGAGAUUCCUGACAGGUUUGGAACUCCUUAGAGAUAAAAUUGAAGAAUGGAACAAAAACGCCCACAAAGGAAACAACAUGAUUGAUAUAUCACUGGCGGUCGGACAACAGAUCAUUAACUGGAGGAAAUUGGAAAUGACUCAUUGGAAGGAGUGUCUUAAUAACUUGUAUCAGAGACAACAAGCCGAAGCUCAUAAAUACUGGUUCUAUAUGUAUGCGGUGAUAACAUCUUACUUGGAGGAGACUGAUAUAUCAUCGGCCAGGGUUGUGUCAGUGUUGAAAGAUUUCAUGGAAAAGUCCAAUCUAGCGGAGUUUGAUGUGAGAUUGGACAUUGUUUAUGUAUACCACUGUCAUUUAAUACAUCUGGACGCCAGCCAAAGACGCGAUGAACUUCUAUCAUUGUUAUGGAAUACAUACAACUAUUAUCGACAAUUCGCUCCGCAAGUGGCUUCACAUAUUAAAGAAAAACGUGCGCCCAUAGAAAAGAAAUUAAAGGACUUCGUCAAAAUCUGCACCUGGGACAGAGAUCUUAGUUACUGGAGUGUGAAGGACACAGUAGACAAGGCUCAUAAAGCUUUACACAAACAUACCAAGGAGUUUGAGAAAGUUCUAAAGGAGAGUGUAUCGAGUUGUCUUGUGGAUACGGCGAGUGAGUCUAUCGACCACGUGGGUAUUUGGGAUAGACCAAAGAGGGCCGGCACUGCAAGCAACGCCGCGGGCGGAGCAUAUAUGAUAGACCUGCAGAACCAUGUAGUACUGAACAGAAACAUUAAGAAAUACCUUGACCAGCUUGAACAGCCAUGUCAAUUGAUACAAGAAAACAGUCUCCUGGCAAAGAUUCCGAGUCUGUUGAACAAAGCUCGAACAUUAUGUAAGGAUACCAUCACUAACACGGGCUACCCCGCGCUAGUACAGGGCUUAGACGACUUUGUAACCUUGGUUAUAGAGACCAGUGAACAUUUAGGAUCUUUGGAGGUUGAUUCAACAUUGCCGAAGGACAAACAAAAAUCUCAAGCCAAAAACAUAACGCAGCAGAAGCGUAAAGCUCUAUCGGAUCUGUUCAAAUAUUUGAGCAAAAUCGGUCUGAACUAUCGCACGGGUCUCGUUAUACUAUCGGCUUCUGAAGACAUGUAUGAUUUCACGAUACCACCCGUCGAUUUGGAUGCCGCUAUGAGCUAUUUGAAAAGCAGGCGUUGUGAUCCAACAUUAACCCUGCUGUGGUCUGGUUGUGAAAAGUACUUCCAAAAGAACAUCGCGCGACAUCGUUUGUUAUCAGCUGCGUUACAGGCGCCUCACCCCGACCUCGGGAUACAGAAUAUUGAGAGAUGUAAGGGAUUCGCAGCACAUCUACUGGUAUGA
Molecule: messenger RNA, 12204 nt
Organism: Danaus chrysippus (African queen)
Lineage: Eukaryota; Metazoa; Arthropoda; Insecta; Lepidoptera; Nymphalidae
Source: the annotation of a GenBank genome assembly